AUGAAUCAGUACAUUGAGUUGGAUAAAGGAUCAUAUUUAGCUUAUGAAAUGAGAAUUAAUGGAUUUGCUCUGUUUGGUAAUCUGUCUAGAAGACACAGAGGUGAAGAAACUCCAAUCAAAAGGCUUGGCCCGGAAGGGGUAAAAAAUUCUAAAGGGAUACAAGCAAAAGCAGAAGAGAAAGUAGUCCAGACCAAUGACAAGCUGUCUUCUAAUGAGUUGAAGGCUUUCGUACUACCUUCAAAUCAGCAAGAGAAAAAGAAAGUGAUUGGGAAGAAAGUUGAUAGGAUACAGAAGGUGGCACUGCGAGCAAAGAAACCAGAAGAAAUGGAGAAAGUGAAAUCCAAAGCUGUUUCUAAGUCCCAUGAUGAAGCCAAAGUGACCUCCACAAAACAAAGAAAACCUGAGACGGGGUCAAUCAUUGCAAAGAGCUGUAUUUCCCAGCAAAAAUCCACCUCCUCAAGCGGCAAUUCAAAACAUACAACACCAGCCAUAUCGUGUAAUCGUGGUGAUCGGGAAAAGAAUCUGAAUAAUGAGAAGCCAAGCAAGGAGCCCUUGGCAGCUAAUUCUGUUGUUGAAAAUGUGGGAUGCAAGUAUGGUGACAAGUCAAUUGACUGUAGUUGUGAAAAUGAAUCCGAUAUGACAAGAACUGGCACUACAACUGCAGAUCAACUCCUUCCUAAAGAAAUGACAGAUUCCUCUGAAUUUCAGAGUAAAGACCAGUAUGAUAGCCACCAGAGUUCUGUCUGCAAUGUUAUACCACAGACUACCCAACAAGAAAGCCUCACCAAAUCAUCUGAAGAAGCUAACCAUUGCAUCAAUAGUACUGAGAAGAAAUGCUUCAGAACAGAAACUAAUGUCGAAGAUUUGCUUUUGAGUAGUUCAUUGUUCCUCAGUUAUGCGGAGGAGCAGUUUAAUAUCAAUGACAAACAUGCGAUAGUUUUACAGAAAACUAGUCUAUACUUUUUGUGUUAUGUGAAGCUUUUAAAAGAAUAA
Molecule: messenger RNA, 993 nt
Organism: Camellia sinensis
Lineage: Eukaryota; Viridiplantae; Streptophyta; Magnoliopsida; Ericales; Theaceae
Source: RefSeq, a predicted model, not a curated record